AUGCAAAGUGCAGGGUCAUUGUUGAAACAGUUGAGUGUGAAGGAGGCUUGGAAAUCAACAUCAAAUAGAUGGAGUGGGAAGGACAAAUAUAACAGUGUUGGGGGAGGGAGCUUUGAUGGGUGUGAGGCAAGUUUGAAUCAAAUGGAAGGUUUUGCAAUGUAUGGGAAUGAAGAAAAUGGGAUGAUGGUGAAGAAGAGAGUGAUGGUGGUGGUGGAUCACACUUCCCAUUCCAAGCACGCAAUGAUGUGGGCACUUACCCAUGUAGCAAACAAGGGUGAUUUGCUCACUUUGCUUCAUGUUGUCCCUCCUCAUAGUGGAUCUGACUCUUCUUGUUCUGCCUAUCUUGUCAAUCAUCUUGGUUCCCUUUGCAAAGAUUGCAAGCCAGAGGUGGAAGUGGAAGCACUUGUAAUCCAAGGACCAAAACUGGGCACAGUGUUGAGCCAAGUGAAGAAACUAGAGGUCUCUAUCUUGGUAUUGGGCCAAAAGAAGCCUUCUCCUCUUUUAAGCUGCUUGUGUGGAAGCAACAGUAGCAGCAGCUCAGAGGAGUUUGCCGAGCACUGCAUCAACAAUGCAGAAUGCUUGACAAUAGGAGUGAGGAAGAGAAGUCAAGGCACCAAUGGCUACCUCAUCAGCACAAGGUGGCAGAAGAACUUCUGGCUAUUGGCUUAG
Molecule: messenger RNA, 669 nt
Organism: Abrus precatorius (Indian licorice)
Lineage: Eukaryota; Viridiplantae; Streptophyta; Magnoliopsida; Fabales; Fabaceae
Exons: 3
Coding region: 1-669 (222 amino acids)
Source: RefSeq, a predicted model, not a curated record